Messenger RNA from Racocetra persica, 437 nucleotides. NCBI's taxonomy places the organism in Eukaryota, Fungi, Glomeromycota, Glomeromycetes, Diversisporales, Gigasporaceae. The record is from the annotation of a GenBank genome assembly.
UUUUGCCGAUGGUAAAAUUUUGGAAAAUUUACACAUUGAUAAUGUAGUAAUGACGGAUAAUGACGAGGCAACUAGCACUACUCCUGGUGCCGACCCGGCUAAUGGCAAAUUUUCUGUUUAUGCCCCGGCACUGUUGGCUUUGGAAGAUAAUCGCAACCUUGAUGCUGACCUGGCUGAUUUGAAAAAAUAUAGUAAUGCGGUCGCAAAUACUAACGAACAAGUGGUUUAUGGCAUAAGCUAUUAUAAAGGACAAGUGGAUGAUGUAUUACGGGCUAACGCUAAUCAAUUUAUUAUUGCCCUUCGUCAUGGUGCCACGGGCGCUGGUGGUGGAAUCGGUAAUGCUAAUUUGGUUUGGGAAGAUGGCGUUAAUGAUGAAACUCACGGAGAAAUAAGCAAAAUAUUUGAUGAGACAAACGGGAUAAAGAAAAAUCCCGCUG